Oikopleura dioica is the source of this 1239-nucleotide messenger RNA. The record is from the annotation of a GenBank genome assembly. Lineage: Eukaryota; Metazoa; Chordata; Appendicularia; Copelata; Oikopleuridae.
AUGUCGGAACCAAAAGGAUUAGCCGAAGAAAUGGCUACUUCAGCCUUCGAAUACGAUCCUCACAAUUUCUGGCAUGUUUAUAAAACCCUCAGAAAUAUCGAAAUUCAAGAGCCGAACGAGGUCAUUUUCGACAGAUUUACGAAGGACAGACAAGUCUCAUUCUCUUGUAACUUUGAAGAAUACUGUUCAGAGUGGAAGACAAAAACCUCAAUCAGCUCCUCUUUUGAAGAGAAAAUUUCACCGGGAAAACGUGAAAAUUUCUAUGUCACAAGUGGACUCGCUCGAAACAGUGCUUUUUUCAACCCAACUGUUGAUAACCUUGGUUGGAAGACUUACGAGGACAGCUUAAUCGCCCGUGAUACAGAGGACUGGCGGUAUUUUCAAAUUCAAUUUGAUACAGAACAAAGCGAAGACUGGAAGGGAAUGUCGAUUUUAUUUCAAAAUGUGAGAGGAGAGAAUUUCCUGUCAAACAUAGCGCUAGAUGACAUCCAGCUGAAUCCCAAAGACUGUCAAAUUCUUCCUGAACCCUUUCCACUUCCACCUGACCUGCCCGCUCCUCCGGCCAAAGUUGAUCCGACAAUCCCAAGCAAAAUGUUCUUCGAAGACUGGAAACUCUUUCCGCCUGAAAAACGACUCCAAUCUCAACUUGAAUACGACGAAUCGUUAAAAACUGGCCAAAAAAUAUCCAUCCGAUUUUCUCAAUGCGGAGAAAUCCUCCCUCGAUCUCAGCUGGAGCGCUGCUGCCCCGUUACCCAGAUUCGUUACAAUCCAUCAAUCCAUUUUUGCUGUGGUGGGCGGCUGGUAGACAAAGAGCUCAAAGAAAGAGGCUAUCAAUGCUGUGACAAUCAGAUCUUCGAGCCAGGAAAGAAAUCGGGUGUGCUGAGUGGACAACAUUGCUGUGGAUCUGGAGCUGGUCAAAAGCUUUUGUCAAAGGAGCAAGGUUGCUGCAAAAAUAGAGCCGGAGCCAAAGGAUACGAUCCUACAAACGAGUUCUGUUGUGCGGGGAAAGUCUAUCACUCGAAAGUCCAUGAGUGCGUGAAACCCUACAAUAAAAAAGAGUUCGCCAAGAGGAUCUUUGGUGGUGAUCGCGCUCCUGGAACCUCCCCAGGAGAAGAUAGAUGGAUGACGCUACACGAUUUCAUCGAAAAUGAAGAUAAGGUAAAGAAAAGCUAUAAUUACGAAGAACUCGAUGAAGUGAUAAGACCUGACUGGAGAAGCUUUUAUAAUUUAUAUCACUGA